AUGGCUCCCUCUGUAGAACCAGUGGAUGCCGGUCAGCGGGAGACACUGCCGCCCCUCAUGAGCGUUGACAGCCGAGAAGGCCUGGUCCAAAUCAGAAAAAGAGACUUGGAGAGAUUGACUACAGAGGUCAUGCAGCUCCGAGAGUUCUUACCCAAAGUAGUGAAUGGAGACCUGAUUGAGAUGCUGCAGAAAGCCCGUGCUGCAGAGACAAUGAAGGAGCGCCUUGGUCAGGAGCAGGAGCAACUAGACAGGAAGUGCCUGCACCUUCGCUCUCGCCUGGACGCAGCGCAGAGCGAGUGUCAGAAAGAGAGAGAGGAGAAGCUGGUUCUGAGGGAGCAGCUGGAGAGUCGGGAGCAGCUGCAGCAGCAGGCUGAGUUCUGUACUGGGCUGGGGGCUGCCUCCUGCAUGCUGUGGAGCACCUCCAGUAAGGAGGAGGCAGUCAAAGACAUCCUGGCCGAUGGUAAACUGCAGUCCUUCCUGAGUGUGGCGGGCCAGACCCUGGAGAGCUUUGUCAAGUCUCUGGAUGGGGAGGCCAAGGCCGAGCAGCAAGACUCCAAUUCCCAUGAGCACCAGUUUGUUCUGGCGCUGGCCGGAGUCGUCACCAACGUGGCGGCGGUGACGUGUGGGCGGGACUACCUGUCCAGCUCCGCCCACGUCCUCCUGGAGACUCUGAUGCAGCUGCUGGAGCUCCUGAAGCCUGGGGUCUUCCCCAAACUCAAAGUGUUGAUGCUGAUGGCUCUGUAUAAUGUCAGUAUCAGUGUAAAGGGACUGAAGUAUAUCAGGGAGUUUCCAGGACUUCUCACUCUCAUCUGGACCCUUUUGGAAGACGGGGACUCUGAGGUAUGCCUCCACGCCCUGCGGCUGCUCCAGUCAGUGCUGCUGGAGGAGGCGGUGUCCCUGGUGGGGCCCGGGCUGCUGCUGGACGACCCCCUUCUCCCGCUGGAGCGCAUACGCAUGCUGGCCACCUCCAGCCGCCACCCGGCCCUGAGGCAGACGGCCCAGGAGACACUGGAUGACCUGGGCUCCCUCCGCGCCUCCUUCCUGGACCCCCACYGCACCUCCUCCUCUGACCAAGUACAUGUAUAAAUACAUCCAACCCAAAGUUAAACACACAGCACUAGCGACACAUCCCACUCACGUGAWGAUGAUAAUGCUUUCCUACUGUAGAGUAAACGUUUCUCUGAUUAGAGAGAGCUCUACUGAGGAGAGCUCCCAUGGUGCACUGUGGAAGAGGUUGGUUCCAUCGUGUCCCUUUCUUGCUUUUCCUCCGGGUCCAGGGACUUAGUCAGGUUGGUUCCUAUCCCACCACAGCAGAAGUUCCGGACCAGUAGAACCCCGUAACUGUACAUAAGGGCUCCAUAACACAUUCAUAACCCAUACAUAGAACAUACAUUAGAACUACAAAAUUGUGUAUGUCAACAAAAUCAACAAAUAGCUCAAAUGAAAACUUGUUGACAUAGUCCAAAGCAAGGAUGACUUUUACUUGCCAUAUGUUAAAGAGAAGCAUUCUGUUUGUUUAAAAUAUUUAUCUACUGUUGUCAGGUGAGUUGGAUCUGUUUCUACCUGUUAGCCUGUUGACCUAAUACCAGCUAAUACCAUAUCAGCCUCAUGGCCUUAUUUCAUUAGGUCAAAUACCUUGAGGUCAAGUAACAAUGGAGGAUAGGUUA
This is a messenger RNA of Salvelinus sp. IW2-2015, 1667 nucleotides long. It is a transcript of the gene hsf2bp, whose product is annotated as heat shock transcription factor 2 binding protein. The record is from RefSeq and is a predicted model, not a curated record. Lineage: Eukaryota; Metazoa; Chordata; Actinopteri; Salmoniformes; Salmonidae. Gene Ontology annotation, cellular component: cytosol.